Messenger RNA from Sphaeroforma arctica JP610, 861 nucleotides. RefSeq lists its product as hypothetical. Gene Ontology annotation, cellular component: Golgi medial cisterna; cis-Golgi network; SNARE complex. The coding region runs from base 1 to 696 and encodes 231 amino acids. Lineage: Eukaryota; Ichthyosporea; Ichthyophonida. The transcript has 6 exons. Gene Ontology annotation, biological process: endoplasmic reticulum to Golgi vesicle-mediated transport; vesicle fusion. The record is from RefSeq and is a predicted model, not a curated record. Gene Ontology annotation, molecular function: SNAP receptor activity.
AUGUAUGCACCAAUCAGCACAAACGCAAACAGCCCUGUAACGCCUGUUACAAUAUAUAGUUUGCUCUCCGAAGGUGCGGCUGUGCAAAGCGUGAAGGAAAUAAGAGUGUCAGGACUAAAGCUAGACGUUGUGCGAGUGAAUUAUCCAACGCUGAUUACAGUAAAGAGUGUGAUGUCUAGAAGCUCUAUGAUAAGCGAACUGGCAGAUCUCAACGAUCAGAUGUCAAACGAAGCUCAAGUUUCGUCGUCGCCCAGUCCGACGGUCAUACACACUCUGCAACGGCAUAGAGACCUUCUGAACGAUUAUACGAGAGAAUUUCGAAAAACAAAAGCAAAUCUACAAUCAGCAAGAGAUCGUACAAUGCUUCUCAGCGAUGUGCAAACCGAAAUAAGAGCGUACAAAGAAGGGUUUGGAAGUGGGGCAGACUACUACGCAUCUGAGCAAGCUCGUUUGAAUACAGCGCACAGUGCGGUGGAUGAUGCGAUAGGAAUUGCGAUUGCCACAAGAGAAGACUUGCACACGCAACGACGAACAUUCCAAAGCACCUCACAGAGGUUACAAGGCAUUGCAGAAACCAUCCCUGGCCUGAAUGUACUCAUGAAGAAGAUAGACGUGCGAAAGAGGCGAGACCAGCUUAUAAUUGCCGGUGUUAUAGCGGUGUGCCUCUUCAUUUCGAUAGUCUACACGUUUGGAUGAUCGGCUCUCCGGUGGCGUAAGUGAUCCUGUUUUUGAGCACAGGAAGAAGAAAAACACAAGAAACUCAAUAUUAAGUAAAAGUAUUUGCCAGCAGAUUCACGUGGUACAACGUAUCUGCCAAUAGAUUCAUGUGGUACUAAGAGAAUUUGCUAACAGAUUUAUGUG